AUGACGGAAACAACCCUUUAUGCUUAUACACCGUCCGUGACGUGCGCCCUGCUGGCGCUGUUUCUCUUCCUCGGUGCCACCGCGUACCAUCUCUGGUUGCUAAUUCGGAAGCGCGCAUACUUCUUCACAGCCUUUGUGAUCGGCGGCUUAAUCGAGACAAUCGGGUACGUCGCGCGGGCCGUGAGCGCCCACCAGAAACCGAACUACAGCGUCAUGCCCUACGCCCUCCAGAGCCUCUUCAUCCUGAUCGCCCCGUCGCUCUUCGCUGCUUCCAUCUACAUGAUCCUGGGCCGCAUCGUCACCCUGACUGACGGCGACUCGCGGUGCUUUAUUCGCGCGCGCUGGAUGACCAAGAUCUUCGUCCUCGGGGACGUGCUCGCCUUUCUGAUGCAGUGCGGCGGCGGUGGUAUCCUCUCCAGCGCCAAGACCAGCAGCACGCUCAAGCUGGGCGAGAACGUGAUCAUCGUCGGCCUGGUCGUGCAGAUCCUCUUCUUCGGCUUCUUUGUCACCGUCGCCGUCGUCUUCCACAGGCGCAUCACCGCGAACCCGACGUCGACUGCGAUGACGUUGUGCGUACCGUGGAGGAGAUAUCUGUGGGUGCUGUACGCGGCCAGCGGGCUGAUUCUGGUUCGCUGUCUCUAUCGGGUCAUCGAGUAUGCGCAGGGCUCGGCGGGGUCGCUGCAGAGCCAUGAGGCGUAUGCUUAUGUCUUCGACGCGGCGCUGAUGCUGAUCAUGAUGGGAAUCUUCGUGGUGUAUCAUCCGAGCCAGAUCCUUGAUCGCGGAAAGAAUAUAGCUGAGAUGGACCGGCUGUAUGAUAGGGUUUAG
This is a messenger RNA of Aspergillus fijiensis CBS 313.89, 825 nucleotides long. RefSeq names its product RTA1 domain-containing protein. NCBI's taxonomy places the organism in Eukaryota, Fungi, Ascomycota, Eurotiomycetes, Eurotiales, Aspergillaceae. Gene Ontology annotation, cellular component: membrane. Bases 1 to 825 code for a protein of 274 amino acids. The transcript has 3 exons. The record is from RefSeq and is a predicted model, not a curated record.